UGAAGAAACGGUUAACAUUAACGGUCACUUGGCUUCUUUUCCUCUUUCUUCCCGCGACAACACAGCCAUGGCGAUCCAAGCAAGCCAAGCUAUGAUCCCUUUUCUUCACGCACGCCAACUCGAAUACCUCGUCCGAAGCCACAAGUCCUCUCUAUCCUCUCGGUUUGGUGAUCGACCCAAAUCAGCAGCUCAGCUCAUUAGCCGCAGAGAUUCUAACAAACUCGCUUGCAAGGCCAGCGUUGACGACAGUGAUGAGGAUUAUCUGAUAGAUGCUCCUGUGUCAGCUGGAGAUGGCUUCUCAUUCUCUGGAGGUAAAUAUUCCGAUGGGCCGAGCCAGUCUGAUGAAUGGUUUAAGCAAGGAAAUAUGGUGAAAGCUUUUCCUGUUCUCGGUUCUGGAGAGAAGGCCAAAGACCCUAUUUUUGGACUAACAAUGGGUUCUGGUUCCCAGUCUCCAGCAGAUGUUUUCAGAUGGUUCUGCGUCGAAAGUGGAAUUGCUGAUAAUCCUCCAGUUUUGUUAGUUCACGGCUUUCCUUCUCAGGCUUAUUCAUACCGCAAAAUUCUUCCAAUUCUCUCGAAGGACUACCAUGCAAUUGCUUUUGACUGGAUAGGCUUUGGAUUUUCGGAUAAACCCCAACCUGGAUAUGGAUUUAACUACACAUUGAAUGAAUAUGUAUCAUCCUUGGAGUCUCUUAUAAACAGUCUUGGCAUUGAUAAAGUUUCUCUAGUUGUCCAGGGAUACUUUUCACCGGUUGUUGUUAAAUAUGCCAGCAAGCAUCAGGAGAAGCUAAAUCAUUUGAUCCUCUUAAACCCACCUCUGACAAGCAAACAUGCUAACCUUCCAUCAAGUCUGUCCAUAUUCAGCAACUUCUUGCUUGGUGAGAUUUUCUCUCAGGAUCCGCUUAGGGCCAGUGAUAAGGCCCUGACGAGUUGUGGUCCAUACAAAAUGAAAGAGGAUGAUGCUAUGGUUUAUCGGAGACCUUACCUCACAUCUGGCUCCUCUGGCUUUGCAUUGAAUGCAAUUAGCAGGGCGAUGAGGAAAGAGCUCAAGAACUAUGUAGAAGAAACAAGGACGAUACUCAAGGAUGAAAACUGGAAAGUCAAAACUACGAUAUGCUGGGGUCAAAGAGACCGUUGGCUCAGCUAUGAUGGGGUUGAAGAAUUCUGCAAGGACUCAAAACUCAAGAUGGUUGAGCUUCCUAUGGCGGGGCAUCACGUGCAGGAGGAUUCAGGGGAAGAACUUGGAAAACUGAUUGCGGAGAUUGUUGGCAGAAGAGUUCAGCAAUGAUGGUACAGGAAUAAAAGAUCCUUUCCACAUGUAUGAAUGGAAAAGAAAUCGACUUUGCGAGAGUUCACAUUUGUUACACUAGCUUUCAGGUUUUGGGUUGCGAUUCUGGCAAAUGUCUACCAAGGAACUGAACCUGUUUGUAACGAUCAUUGCACAUUGCAAUAUUCUUUCUGUUAUGUUUCGUUACUUUGCAAAUAGAUAUGAGAUACUACGACUUAGUGAA
Molecule: messenger RNA, 1508 nt
Organism: Eucalyptus grandis
Lineage: Eukaryota; Viridiplantae; Streptophyta; Magnoliopsida; Myrtales; Myrtaceae
Product: cis-3-alkyl-4-alkyloxetan-2-one decarboxylase
Exons: 13
Coding region: 68-1285 (405 amino acids)
Molecular function (GO): epoxide hydrolase activity
Source: RefSeq, a predicted model, not a curated record